GUUCCUUUAUACGCAACGUAAAUCACUUUUUUAUCACCUGCAAACCAUUUUAUUCACUACCGUGCAAAUUAUUUAUUUUUACCCGCUAACUAUUAUGACAAAUGGUGAAAGUCACAUAUGGUAUUCGAUUCACUAAACAGUCUCCUUUGGCACAGGAGAUCAAGGCUCGAAAACGAAGAUUGAAACUAUAUAUGGAACAAGACGAUACAACAAAAGCAUGCAAAAUAGCCUUGGAUAUUGCUGAUCUACUCUUAUCUCAAAUCGACUAUAUUGAUACUGAUCUACCUGCUACAGACCAAGAACGCGACAAGAUCGAUUAUGCAACUGAAGCUCUCAAGUUUUGUACAAAAGCCAAUGGUGUAUUUAUCAAGCAAAAUGAUUAUAGGCGGCUUGCACAGUCUUAUCUUCUCAUGAUCCGUUCCUAUCAAAGGUUGGGCAACUAUGACGAAGCCAUUCAACGAAACACGAAACUGUUGGAAUUCUUUAAACAACCUCAUCCCAAAAUCAAAGACAAGCAACUUUUACAACAAUCUUAUAAGCUAAUGGGCGACACAUACUUUACUCAUGGUCAUCUUGGUGAUCGUAUCAGUAACCAUACAGAUCUUCCUAUGGCUUGCAAAUAUUAUGAACAGGAACGUAAGGUACUUUCUGUUAUGACUGUCAAGGAUGUGGAUGGUGAUCAUUCAACGCUUACAGAUUUAAUGCGAUCGUCCGACUUCAACAUGGGUGUUAUCAAAGGGAAACUUGCCAUUUAUCAGCAUGAUCAGACUGUGGAACAACAUUUACAGGAUGCCAUCAAAGCUGCUGCUAAUCUGGACGACGUGGAUAAUGAACGACGAUCUUGGUGGGAACUUGGUAACAUAUAUGUUCGGCGUGGACAGUGGGAUAAGGCUUUGGAAUGUCAGAAAAAGGAACUCAAAUUGGUCAAGAAACAUGGACUGGAUGAUAUAUUGGCAAGUACUGUUGAAAUGGUCAAGACCUUACUGGAAUUGAAUGAUUACUCUGGCUGUUUGGCACUCUGCCGAGAUAUGGAAACCUCAGUCAUCCAAAUAUACAAAGGAGAAGGAUUAGAAGCAGCCAAAGCUAUGGCACAGGAAACAAAAGAUAUUGUACUCACCAUUCAAUCAAGACGAAUAGAACUCGAUCAACUUGUAGCCAAUGCGGAUCAAGAAUGCAUCAACUACAACAGGAGUAAAAAUAUUGAUAUCUACACCACUUACAAUAACUAUAAUAACACAACACUUCGGAAUACUAUCAUUGGAAGAAAGUUACGUCGUCAAAUAGCUACGGUAUGCGAAUCUCUAGGACAACUAUUGUACAACUACAGCAUGUUUCUUUCAGCAGCAUCAGUAGUGGAAAUGGGUCUGACUUAUGUAGUAGAUGAUGACAAUGUAGAUUCCACAAUAGCGCUUCCUCUCAUGCUCCUUCGCAUCCAACUCCUGCAACUCAAGGCUUCAAUCCAUUGGGCAAGACAUGAUACUUCUUUGAAUGAAUUGGCUGCAUUAAAUCAAGAUAUCAUCACAUUGGCUACAAAUCAUACUCAAGAUAGAUUACAACAAUUGGACAUUAUACUCACUGCACAGCAAAGAAAUCACAGUCUUUAUCAUUACUACGGUCAAACUGAAAAAGCUGCGGAAUGGCAUCGAAUGGCUAGGAAAACUGAAAAUCAAUAUAAUCGAUUGGCUGGUAUUACAAAAGAUGAAGAAGAUUUGGAAGCAACUACGGAUGAAGAUAAUGAUGACAACGGUGACGCUUUGAUGGAUAAAACAAGUUCACACAAUCCUCAACCAUUAUUUGGACCUGCAGAUAAAGCUUCAAGGAUGACAAUAACGGUAUCUUUAAGUUUGAGGAAUAAGAUGGAGCACAUGCUGGUACCAUGCGAAGAUGAUAUGGAUACACUAGAAUGGUUGGGAAAGGAAGUGACAAGAAGAUCUUGGGAACUCUAUGGAAUUGAGCCAAUCAUUAGUCACUUUCGAUUGGAUGAUACUGAUCUAUUUCCAGAUGAUACCCUCAACAUAUUAGCACAACAUCAAGAAAAAAAACUAGAUGCGAUUGUACAAGGUUAUCAAGUGAAAACAUUACUGGAGGUUUACAACAACGCAUGUUCAAGAAUCAAGAAAUCACCAUUACCGCAAAUACAACGAGUACUGAAGGAUAAAUCAUCAGACACUACAGUCUUAUCUUUACGUGGUACAGGAUUAUCAUCUGAAGGCAUUGAUACAGUGAUUGAAUUGGUACAUCUAUUACCUUUCCCACUUACAGAAAUAAAUCUAUCUGGUAAUCUAUUGUGUGAUGACGAUAUUAUUCGAUUAUUUGAUGCUAUCCCUUGUCCAUCUAUAGUGAAUUUGAAUAGUAAUCUGCUUACCUUCAAGACAUUGACAUACUUUUCUAGUGGUAGAAAGCAUGAUACUGUCCUUGUAUCUCUAGACCUGGCAUACAACUUUCUUGGACCUAUGAUAAUGGAUCAAUUAGAUGAUAUUUAUCAAGCUUGUACAAAUCUCCAAAGUUUGAACGUAGAAGGUUGUCAGACCAAUAUAUAGUUUUCCGGGUCCACUCAAUUGAAUCAUCUCGAUUCCGUCUUUUUUUUUUUUUUU
Molecule: messenger RNA, 2594 nt
Organism: Halteromyces radiatus
Lineage: Eukaryota; Fungi; Mucoromycota; Mucoromycetes; Mucorales; Cunninghamellaceae
Exons: 9
Coding region: 102-2540 (812 amino acids)
Molecular function (GO): protein binding
Source: RefSeq, a predicted model, not a curated record